AUGAAUGGAGAGGAACCUUUGGCCAUCAAAACAUAUUCAAAAACAAGAUGGCAAUCAGCGUUAGAUGUUGUGCUCAGGUUACGAGAGUUGAAACCUGUCUUGAUGGAGUUAAAUCGGGAGCCAUCCCUGGGAGUGUUUUUCGAUGAAGAAGAUUUUGUUCUAAUGGACGAUUUAACUAAUAUCUUAUCUCCUUUUCGUUCUCUUUGCGAAAUGCUUCCUAAUGAUACCUGCACGUUGAAGAACACCCUUCCUUUGCUUAUUUCCUAUAAGGAUAAAAUAGACAAAAUAUUCGUUGAAAAAUCGAAAAGUUCCAACCUAACGCACAGACAUCUCCCAGUUUUUAUUCGUUUCAGAAGGAAAAUGGAUAAAUACUAUAAAAAGUAUGUCAGUAUGGAUAUUUGUUUAUUAUCAUCUUAUCUAAACAUUGCAUUUGUUGAUAGCUCUGUUUUUAUAGAACAGUUCCCUCGUGAGAAUACCGAAAUCAAAAAAAGUGACCAUGUAAUAUCCGUUGUAUCACAAAAACUUACUGAUAUUUUAAUACCUUUUUUGAAUAUAUCUUAUUAUCCCAUUAAGGAUAGCGAUACAGAAGACAUGAUCGGUAUUUCGAGCCAUGCAGGAAGAGUGUAUAAUGCUGAAGAUUAUUCAUCAGAAGGACAAGAAGAAAAAAACUUGGAAUUUGAGGAGGAAUUUGAUGAAUUCAGUAUUAAGGAUGACUUACAAGAACAAAUCAGAUUAGAACUUGAGCAAUACCGUCUACGUGCUCUAUCAUUGGUCAAGGAGUAUUCAAACGAGGUUUUAUCCAAAUCUAAAAAACGCUGGUCGCCAUUCGACCGCCAAGUCCAGAUGAUUGUGGGGGCAGAUGAUAUAUUCUGGUCAAGGCAUAAAAGAGAGUUUCCACUGUUAUCAUUAGCUAAUAAAUUAUUCCAUUGUAUUCCAUCGACAUCGAUUCAUGCUGAGAGACUGUUCAGCUUGGCGGCACAAAUAUUUGACAAAAGAAAAAGACCAAACUCUCAGAUCAAAUGUUUGAGGAUCUUUGUAUCAUACGGUCCUUCUUACUUAGAAUUAAAUUGGGGUCAAUCGAUAUCACAGAUUGUACUUUAA
Molecule: messenger RNA, 1101 nt
Organism: Naumovozyma castellii
Lineage: Eukaryota; Fungi; Ascomycota; Saccharomycetes; Saccharomycetales; Saccharomycetaceae
Exons: 1
Coding region: 1-1101 (366 amino acids)
Source: RefSeq, a predicted model, not a curated record